AUGGUUAAAUGUAACUUUUUUGAAGCUUGCAUGAUUUAUUUGCUAAGCAUUUUGGAACCUUGUUGGGAAUUUGAGAUAAAGGUCUUUAAAAUAAUUUAUGAGUGCAGGGAAGAAGCACUCUCGGAUGCACUUCCAGAAACUGUAGAUAAAACCUAUUCAUAUCUUGUUGCUGCAUGCGAAGAUCACUCAAAAUUUGGAAAGUUUAGCUAUUGCAUGGGAGGACACAUCCAAAAGGGUGAAAUUACGGACGCUAGCAUGUCUGACUUAGAAAAAUGUUAUGGAGAAGUUGAAGAGAAGUAUGAUGUGGGACCUGAAAGACCAAUGUUUAGGGUUGGAUGAAGCAUAAAGGCUCUUUAUUGAGAUUUAUGUCUUUCUGUUACUUUUCUAAGUCCAAAAGCAUGUGUACAGACAAAUAAAGAAAUGUUUGUUAUUAUUAA
Molecule: messenger RNA, 437 nt
Organism: Parasteatoda tepidariorum (common house spider)
Lineage: Eukaryota; Metazoa; Arthropoda; Arachnida; Araneae; Theridiidae
Source: RefSeq, a predicted model, not a curated record